GGCCACUGCUCUGACUAUGGGAACUGCUUUGGGCUGCUCUGACUGUCCAGGCUGCCUCCCUCCGUGUGUGUUUGUGUGUGUGUGACUGGUCUGUGCAGCUCCGUCUUCCCCCAGCCGCGGUGUUAUCCUCCAUCCUCCAGAGCUGAUCACCGGCCGAAUCCUCCUGUUCUGUCCGGAAUUAUGGAGCUGUCCGCGGCCGGUGACCGCGUGUUUGCCGCCGAGGCCAUCCUGAAACGGCGCGUCCGCAAGGGCCGAAUGGAGUACUUGGUGAAAUGGAAAGGAUGGGCUAUAAAGUACAGCACUUGGGAGCCAGAGGAGAACAUUCUUGAUGACCGCCUUGUCGUAGCUUUUGAACAGAAGGAAAGGGAACAAGAGCUUUAUGGCCCAAAGAAGAGAGGGCCCAAGCCUAAAACACUGCUCCUAAAGUCUAGAGCGCAGACUUCAGACACCCCCCAUAGAGUCCCGGAGUUCAAACACACCCGACCCCAGCCAUCCUCCAAGCCUGCACCACCACCUCUUCCUGCACCUACGUACACACCCACAUGCCCUUCAAAUGCUAAGCUGCAGUCCGGAGCUGCUCAGCCCAAACUGAAGAAGGACAUCCACCGCUGUCAUCGCAUGUCACGGCGACCCUUGCCUCGUUCCGAUCCUCUAUCCCAGUCAGUCGGUCACUCACUCAGCCCCUUCUCAGAGACGGUCCGCAUCCUGAACCGGAAGGUGAAACCACGUGAGGUAAAGAAGGGGCGGGUCAUUUUAAAUCUGAAAAUGAUUGACAAAGCUGGGAGUGGUGGCUCAGCCAAUAACAAAAGGACUCAGAGCACCACCCACCAGUCUCACACCGCUCGCCAGAAGGUUCCUUCUCGAAACAGGGUGAUUGGCAAGAGCAGAAGGUUCGGAGAGGUUUCGUACAGAGGACUGCAGCUUCCUGUAUCUGGUUCUGGAUUUUCAAUGUUCGGAAAAACGUUCAAUUCUCAUCCUAUGGACAAUUCUGGCAAUCAGCCUGCGGUAGAGCACAAAGAGAGUGGUCAGAAAUCAAGCAGUAAAGGCUUGUCUUCACAGUCUUCAUCCCAGAGUUCAAAAGUCGCAACCUCAGACGUUCCUUCAGCACUAAACGAGCCUCCUCCAUCUGCUUCCAGCUCAGAAGUCUCGGAUGGUGAAAGUCAUCCCACAUCUGUAGCGCCAACCAAGUCCCACCAACCUUUAUCAGCUCACGACCACAAGUCAUCCGAGGUAAAUUCUUCUGUUUUACCAACUUCGAAACAGAGCAAUCAGCUUAAAGACUCCCAACCCAAGAAAUCCAACCCAUCGGCAGCCCAAUCUCUCCUGCCUUCAUCUCCAAUGUUCUCCUCCUCAUCAUCGUCAUCAUCCUCGUCUGAGGACAACGAGCACAUCCUUGACCUUUCGGUUCCGCACGGAAGCGACAGGCGAGGCAAGCGGCACUACCAUUUCUGUCGCCAUCGGCAACCCAAGCUUCCCGAGAUUCCCAUAUCUGAGGAAGCUUCGGAGGAAGAGGAACUGGACUGGCAUCCGGAAAUGGCUGCCCAGUGUGCUAACGUGGUUGUCACGGACGUUACGACUAACCUCCUCACAGUCACCAUCAAAGAGUUUUGCCAUCCGCACGGACUACCGCCUUCAUCCUCUUCUCCAUGCUACGCUAAUCAUGUUGCUGCUUCAAAUAAGACCAACCAUAAACCCCAGCCACAAUUUAUUCUCCCUUUUUUAAAGCAUCCAGUCCCCUUUCUUUUUUCUUUUUCUUUUCUUUAUUUUUUAUAUAUCUAUCGCUUUUUUUCAACCGCCACCCUGAAGUUCAUCGUUGUUAUCCUGGCCGCCGGGAUGGUGGCUUUCAUCGGCGCUGUUAUCUGCAUCAUCGCCGCGGUCCACAGCGGCUCUCCAGCGGCUCCCCCGCUCACCCAGAACCGCUCCGCCUCCCCGGCUCCCUUCUCCCCGGGCUCCGUGGCCAGAGCCGGGGCUCUGGACGCUCUCCACGCCACCGAGGCUCCGGGCGGCCCCGAGGCGCCCACCUUCUACGGGCUGACCGGGAGCAUAGGCGGCGCGGGCAGCGAGCAGAGGGUCGUCUACAGCCGCCUGCUGUGCACGCCCGUGCCGCCGGGCCAGUGCGAGCCCAAGGCCGUCCAAGCGGACCAGCAGCAGCAGGAGGACGGGGACGAGGAGUCGGGGUCCCUGCGCGCCGCCGCCGAGGAGCUCCGGCACACCGCGCAGAGGCAGCAGGAGGAGAUCCGGGCUGACCGCAGGACCAUCCGGGAACUGGCAGGGAAGCUGGCGGAGUGCGAGGGUACCGGAGGAGGGGGAGUGGUGCAGGAGGAGAGGGAGCGGGAGAGGGGGAUGAUGGGUGACGAGGGGAGAGCUGGAGGAGCCGUGGAGGAGCUGGAGAGAGCCAUACUGCACAUGAAGGAGAGGAUAGAGAAGCUGGAGUCAGAAAUGGUUCCUUUGGCGAUUCCGUUGACUCACAACCUCACAGAGACGGGACAAAAAAGCGAGAUCAAGGUCCAGAGCACCAGCAAGGGUCAGGGGGCAGCGGUACAGAGGAAAGUGGAGGAUCUGGAGGAAGAGUUGAAGAGAAGGAUGAAGCUGCUGGAGGAGGAGAGGAAAAACCUUCGACAACAGUCUCAGAAACAUCAAGAUCACAUUGACCAAGGCCUGGACGCUAUCCACCAGCGCAUCAGCAGCCUAGAGCAAGCAGGUCUGUCUGAGAACAGGUUUCCAGAAGGUUACAGGCUCUCGUUUCCUGUGAGGAGCAGCUCUAUGUACGCUGUAGUGAAACACACCAUGCCUGCCCUCCACGCCAUCACCGUCUGCAUGUGGCUGAGACCCACGCAGAGCGUCCUGGGAACUGGAUUUUCUUACGCCGUGCCAGAGCAGAGUCAUGAGCUGGUGCUGCAGCAGCUGGUGCACGGCCCCAUAGAGUUUAUCAUCAAUAAUGAGGUGGCGCAGUUCACCCUGAACCUGACAGUAAACGCAUGGCAGCAUGUGUGUGUCAGUUGGAACAGACGAGCUGGAGUGUGGCACGUCUAUCUGGGGGGCAAGCUGAAAGGUGAGGGGAAGGACCUGGCAGUCCGCCACUCCAUCCGGCCUGGAGGAACACUUAUCCUGGGCCAGGAACAGAGUUCCAUGGGUGGGCUUCGCUUUGUGGCCUCGCGGGCUCUGGUGGGAGAGCUCUCUCAGUUUAACCUGUGGGACCGGGUGCUCACUCACGCCGAGCUCUACGCCCUCGCCCACUGCAGCACGGGCAUGCUGGGUAACAUCGUUCCCUGGAACAGCCGCGAGGUGGAGGUGUUCGGUGGAGUCACCAAGCAGCCGGCUGAACACUGCGAUCAUCACGCUAGCGUACGGCAGUGAGGGUCUGCAGGAGGGCAUGUGAUGGUCAUCUUUAGGGUGGGUGAGGCAGAGGCAGGUGAAAGUUGUUUAGUAUCAGUAAGAAGGUUCAUAUGAGAGACAGUCAUCGUUAUCAUCCAUUACGUCUUAAUGGGUUCUCUGAGACGUUUUCUGGGAGCUGAAUGGCUCAAACAUCAACCUGCAGACAGAACUGACGGGCUUUUAUUUGCUUGAAACAUUUAGCUGUUUUGAAAGGAGAUCAGCGCCAUCGGAAAGAAGGAGGGAAUUGACGUCCGCUUUGAAGGUGAUGUCGGCUUUGAUGCGGUGUCCAGAUUCACUUUUCAUCCCAGAUGUUGGAGGUGAACAGUCUAUGGCAGUGCUACACGACACAUUGUUCUCGUUUUACUUUGAACACAUUCACCUAAGGGUCAGAACACUCUUAUAUCAGCCUGUUUAUUUCUCUUAUGGUAUUUUUUGUACUGUAUUUUUUUGUACUGGGUUUUGUUUCAUUAUUUUUUUUGUACAUUUUCCUGUCACUUUUGAUUCUGUGGUGAUGCUGAUGUGAACAAUGCUGAUUCUAACUGGUUAAAUUAGUCCAAUGACUGUAUAUAAGCAUGGACAUCAUACUUAGGGUUCCAUUCCAUUCAGAUUCAGAGAAAUUAAGUCAAAACCAUGGCUGCCAUGUUAUCAAAUUUGCAAUUAAACGUUUAAAAUGUUUGGUAGGGCUGCUCCCCUCUCCCAGACCAAGCGUCUCAGACUUCCUUCAUUGAGUUUAUAGCACUGUCUAAAGACCAGAAGCAAAUGACAAUGGAUUUUCCUACUGCAUAGUCAUUUUUGUGGUGAUGCCAGUGUAAACAAUGCUAAUUCUAACAGCCAUGUUGUCUAAUUUACGAUUAAAUUCACAUACUUAUUUGGUAGGCCUGCUCCCUUCUCCCAGACCAAGCGUCUCAGACUGCCUUCAUUGAGUUUAGAGCACUGCCUAAAGACUAGAAGCAAAUAGGGAUAGAUUUGUCCAUUGCAUAGCCAUUUUUGGGGAUGAUGCUGUUGUAAACUAUCCAGUUUCUAACAGCCAUGGGGUUUAAUUUGCGAUUAAAUUGACUUAAAUAUUUGGUAGGCCUGCUCCCUUCUCCCAGACCAAGUGUCUCAGACUGCCUUCAUUGAGUUUAGAGCACAGCCUAAAUACCAGAAGCAAAUGGGGUUGGAUUUUCCCACUGCAUAACCAUUUUUGUUAGUUUAAUGUUUAAGGUUUUAACAGUAAAAGUGCAGUCAGUGUAUUUAGUUACCAAAUUAUUUAGAUUUCAGUCAAACUGUUUACAAACUGAAGCUACUACAGUCCAGUUUAACCCCCCAGCUACUGCAAGAGGGUCAUUAUGCCCCAGUAAUGAGGAAAAAAAAAGGAAAAAUACUGUAUUAAACAAUAUUUGGAAUCAAGCCCAGAUCAAAAAAAUAAAUUGGUCAAGAGCACUGACCCAGACAUGCAAAUGACAUGCAAACAAUGCAAAUAUUAUGCAGUCCUACUACUAAGUCUCACACUAGGCUAACAACGCUAAUCUGAUCCAGCUAGAUAGCAGCUAAUUAGAUCACAUAGGCCAUUUUAUUCCAAGAAAAAUGCAUUACUGAGAAAAAUGCAAAGUACUCAUUUUUUAUAUACAGUCAUUGGUCAAGUCAUGUUUUGUGAUUAGCAUAUAUGUUUACUUUUUUGUGAAUGGUACAGAGAUCUUUCAUGGCAUCAUGAUGCCCUUUUAUUUUAAUUUAUUUGAUAAUUUUAGUAUUCAUAAAUAAUGGUAUAGAUGAGCAAUACUAUGCACACAAUACUUACAGUUCUGGCUGCUUAUAAUGGGAAAUACUUUCUGAGCCCAGUGAAAAACACUGUCCUACUGAAAAAGCCAGAAGAUUUCACAAAAUCUCUUUAAGCUGUUAAAAUGAAUUGACUUUUUAAAUAUAGUUAUUUAUUUAUUUGUUUAUUUAAUUAUUUAUUGCCAAAUGUCCUUCUCAAACAUUCCACAUGCCCACAAAUAUAGUGUUCCAUUGCAUCUCAUUGUUGAUGAAUGUGACUGAAUAUACAUUCCAGCUCUGCUAUUACUUACUAAAGACUGUGAAUUAUGUGUAUCAUACAGUACAGCACACUGAAUAUACAGUACGUGUAUCAUAUAUUAUAUCUAAUGUCUUGUAUAUUUAUCAGAGUGUUUGAAUGUAUUGAAUUGAGGAUGCUGUACACAAGCACAGGUCUAAAGCCACAAUUUUAACCACAAACACCAGCACGGACUGGACCAGCCGCACCAACCAUGCCAAUGCUGCACCUUUGGGGGUGUAGGCAUGUUUGUGGCAACUACAGAAAAACGCCAAGAAGAUACUAGAAGUUUUGCACAUUAAUGUGAGUGAUAUAUGAAAUGGCAUGCAAUAUUAUAACGCAAGGGUGAGAUGUGAUAAAUGAACGGAAAUUAUCUGAGAUUGUCUGAUUGAGUGACUGAUUGAUUGAUUGAUUAAUUGACUGAUUGAUUGAUGGAUUGACUGAUUGAUUGUCCAGUUACUUCACUGAUUCUCUCUUCUGGAGCUCAUUGAUGUCCAGCACAAUUGCUGUUGUUAAUGUGAUGCCUGUUAUUUGUGCAAUUUGCACUUGUGUGGUCACUGUGCUGUCAUAUUCUUGAUGUGUACAUAAGUAAUAACUUAUAUUCAAAGAAAUAAAAACAUGUUGGUUUGCUGGUU
This is a messenger RNA of Astyanax mexicanus (Mexican tetra), 6039 nucleotides long. It is a transcript of the gene cbx6b, whose product is annotated as chromobox homolog 6b. Lineage: Eukaryota; Metazoa; Chordata; Actinopteri; Characiformes; Acestrorhamphidae. The transcript has 10 exons. The record is from RefSeq and is a predicted model, not a curated record. Bases 181 to 3357 code for a protein of 1058 amino acids.